AUGUCCGAGACCCCAACUGUCACCACGCCCCUCCUGCCCCGGCGAUCCGGCUGCACCCCGGACGCGGAUCCGGAGCGGGACCCACAACCCCGGGACCGCCCGGUCGAUCCGCCCCCUCCGCCGCCCUUCAACAAGCUGCAGCACGUUGCCAUCUGUGCCUUUUCCGCGUUGCAUAUACUACGCGGGUUCGUCUUCAUCGCGUUCCCGGCCGUGCUAAUCGGCAUGUCCGCGAGCGGCAACAACCGCCACGGCCAAGAACCCACGAAGGCGCAUUCGCAGACGGACCAUCACCACUACUACUACCAUCUCCUCACGGCACUACUGGGCACACGCGACAUUAUCCUCGGAGGGCUGCUCGCGGCCGCGGACCGCCGCCGUCGCGCCCCCGGAGUGCACCGCGCUCUGGCCGCCAACCUGCUCAGCGACGCGGCCGACACCUUCGUGCUCAUCUUCUUCGCGGCGUGCGCCUCGGCCGGGCAGCAGCCCCGCCGGUGGCGGCCCGGCAGCCCCGUCGCCGAGAUCACGGCCGUGGCCGUCUUGGCGACGCUCGAGCACGUCACGCUGUGGAGCAUGAGCGCGGAGACGGGCACCAGGUCAGGCUUCAGGAGCUCCGGCGGCGGAUCCGGCUUCGAGAAGCUGAGGGUGUCGCCGACGUCGGCGUAUGAGGCGCGGAUGCAGGCGGACGAGGACAAGAAGCGGAGGAUGGACAUGUGGCUGUCGGACAUGAGGCGGGCAGAAGAGAUGCGGCAGCCCUCUCCCCUACCUCAGAUGCAGCCGCAGCCGCAAAAGUAG
Purpureocillium lilacinum is the source of this 792-nucleotide messenger RNA. RefSeq lists its product as uncharacterized. Lineage: Eukaryota; Fungi; Ascomycota; Sordariomycetes; Hypocreales; Ophiocordycipitaceae. The record is from RefSeq and is a predicted model, not a curated record.